Auanema sp. JU1783 is the source of this 474-nucleotide messenger RNA. NCBI's taxonomy places the organism in Eukaryota, Metazoa, Nematoda, Chromadorea, Rhabditida, Rhabditidae. The record is from the annotation of a GenBank genome assembly.
AUGGAGGAGAAUUUCAUUCCGAUUGAUAUGGAAGAUUAUGAGGACGAAAAUCUGUAUGAAGUUGUCUCGAUUGAAAAUGGAAAAUUGGAUUUGUUCAACUGUUCCUUGGUAGACAAUCUCGAGAAUGACAGUAUAAACAACGUCAUAUGUUCUGAAACCAAAAGCAUUGAGCAGCAGAAAGAACUCUGUGCCAAUUUGAGACUUCGAUAUCUUUUUGCGGAAGCACGAUUUAUGCAAAAGGAAGAAGAAUUGCGCAGCUUAGAGCAAACACGAUUCGAAGCCGCAUUGGAAGGAAGAUUUACUGCUGACGAAUCCCUCAUGAUGCAUAAUACUAAUCAACAGCUGGAGCAACAAGUAAAGGAUCUUAAUUGUAAACGAAGACAACUGCGUAACAAGUUCCUGUUCGAACAUGAGAAGUACAUUCAUUCAUGCCAAACUUUGGAUACGCUUAAGCAAGCUGUAACUCAACAUUGA